Messenger RNA from Microplitis mediator, 10875 nucleotides. It is a transcript of the gene bark, whose product is annotated as protein bark beetle. Bases 1145 to 10228 code for a protein of 3027 amino acids. The transcript is spliced from 7 exons. The record is from RefSeq and is a predicted model, not a curated record. Gene Ontology annotation, cellular component: membrane. NCBI's taxonomy places the organism in Eukaryota, Metazoa, Arthropoda, Insecta, Hymenoptera, Braconidae.
UUCCAUUAUUAUAUAUAUAUGAUGGAGAACAUUAUUCAGGUGUACUCAGGUGUGCAUGUAUGUGAAGGUAAUGCAAUGAUAACUAUACUCUCUAUUAUAUGAAACAUGCGAUAGUAAAGUACUGCAAGUAUAGAAAUGAAUGUGAGUGAACGUUAGUAUCAAUUAUUAUAUCUUCACCUGUUUCACAACAACCUGCAUGACGUAGAGAGUCACGUGAGCAAGUGACCAAGCAUAUAUAUAUGUACAGUAAAAUAACGAAGAUUAACGAAUAGGAGCGAGUAAAGUACAGCAAGCAAGCACGUAGUCAGGUUGAGCUGGUGAUCAAGCCUGAGUAACAUAACUAACAUACAGCAUACAGGGCACAGGCUAUAACGCUAUAGUAUAGCAAACAGCUAAAAGCUAGCAUGAGGAAAAAGGAAAGAAGAAAGAGGAAAGAGGAAAGAGCGUCUUUCUGACUGUAGCAAGCUGUUGCUCGUUGCUGUUAGUAGUAAUCCCAAUCCCUGGUAGCACCAUACCCACUAUACCCACUAUACCCACUAUACCUACCAUACAGGCAUACACCAGUGCAGAAACAGAAACCGCACCCACUCAACCAACCAACGAACCGACCGACCGACCGACCUAUACAACAAUAAUAACGAUUCUUUCCUUAAUAUAUACAAUAACAAUGUCAUUUUUUAAGUGAGUUGUCCUGAAAUUAUAUUUAUUGAUAACAAUUAUAUAUUGUCAGUUUAAGUUAUAAUAUGUGGCCUAUGUGGAUUUUCCUGGAGUUACUGGUUACUCCUACACAAAUCCAAGUUUGUCUUGGAUGAGCAAAAACUGGAAAGUGAAUUUACGGAUCACGGAGAGUGCAUCAGUCUAUUUAAUCGAACGUAAGCGUGUAGUGUGUGUGUGCGUUUGUGUGCUAUGUGCUUUUUCAUCUAUAUACAUACAUAUAAAUAUGUUACAUAGUACUUAUCAGCGAAAAGUGAAAAGUUUCUGUGUAUUAUUAUAUUACUAAUCAUGUUAUUUAUAUAAAAAAAAAGUAAUGGUGUUUUUGAAUGAAAAAAUUAUAAUAAGUAAAUAAAUACUUGGGAUAAUAAUGUUAUGAUCUCUCAGGAUUAAUAAAUUAAAUAAAUUUUAAAUAAUAAUAAAGAUUUAAAAAAUGGAUCGAAAUAUAUGUCGACAUAAAAUAGAAUUUUUAUGGUUGUUUUUAUGGACAAUUGUGUGUUUGACUGGUCUGAGUUAUUGUAAGCCAGAUAAACCAGAGGGUUCAACAGACAUUCCGUCCAUUUACUAUACAGAACCAUCUACACCUGAGAACAAUGACGCGACAGAGCUCAAUGAAUUACCUGGUGGUCACAUUAUUAGUGGACAACGGAUUUUUAAAAGAUCCUCUAGUCCGUAUAUUUUGCGAGAAGAUCUUUUUGUUGAAAAAGAUGGACAACUUGUAAUUGAACCAGGAGUAGAAAUUAGGUUUUCACCUAUGGUCGGAAUUACGGUCCGAGGAGUUAUCACAGCAAAGGGAGAGCCGGAUGCUGAAAUAUCAUUAACAAGUUCAGAGACAUCGCUUGGUCUACCAGAGUCUCGAUCGAUUCGUCUGGUGGAUGGGCCAAGUCCCCUUGAGGGUAGAGUCCAACUUUUUCAUAAGGGCUUAUGGCGAUCAGUUUGCACAAAUUCACGAAAUUGGACUAGAGCGGAUUAUGAAAUAGCCUGUCGUCAGCUUGGAUUUCAAGGUGGAAAAUGGUCAAGUUGGUUUGACAGACAAUGGCCAGAAAAUCCAAGGCUACUUUAUGAAGAGCCACAGUGUCGGGGUAUUGAAUCAUCGCUACAAGACUGUAAAAAUUGGUCAUUUAGACAGCUUGGUGCUGGUGUUUGUGAUUACCAUCCUGAUUUAGCAAUUGUUUGUUUACCAUUUCAUGAUGGAUCAAGUAAAGCAAAAAAACAUUGGCGUGGUAUUAAAUUUGAAAAUGCCCCUUACGACAAUCCUUUGACUCAAGAUAAUACUUUUUACAUACGACAAUCUAAAUCUAUUCUUCGACAUAUAAAUAUUAAAUAUGCUGGUACUGGGAGAGAAAAUAAUGUAACAUCUGCUCUACAUGUGGAAGGUGUUCCACCUCGUAUGCAAUGGGUUUCAAUACUUUACUCAUCUUUUACGGGUAUCAAUAUAACUUUACCUGAAGCUCCAAUUGCCAUAACUAAUUGUACUAUUCGUAAUAAUCGAGGGUAUGGAAUUUAUGUAAAUAGUUCAACUGGGCUAACGCACAUUGAAAAUUGUGUAGUAAUGGAUAAUGGAGCUGAUGGUAUAAAAUACGUAAAUCAUGAUGAAAAACCAGAUGACAGACUUGAUAGAACAGAUAUAUAUGAUCUUUGUACACUUCCAGUGGGAAGUAGUCAAACAUUUCCAAUUAUUGUAUCAAUGGAACAAAAUAUUUAUGGAUUAAAUUCAAAAGAAUGUCGACAACGUAUUUUAACACUUCCAGGGCAUGUGUUGACUUUACAAUUUUUACAAAUGAAAACUGAUCGUAAUGACAGUGCAACAAUUGAAGUUUAUGAUGGUACUAGUAUUAAUGAUAAAUUAUUAGCACGUGUUUAUAUAAGAAAUGGAACAUUGCCACAAAGUAUUACAACAACUCGUCAUAAUUUAUAUCUUAAAUUUAAUGCACAACCACGAACACAAAUGAUUAGUUUUGUUAAAUUAUCUGCUGGUUAUCAUAAACUUUAUGAUUUAAAUAUAACAAGUAGUGCUAUUGCUAAUAAUAAUGGACGUGGAAUUGCUGCUGAAAAACUUCGUUCUCUUUUACAUGUUCAUGAUACUUCAGUUUCAAAUAAUAAUCAUAUUGCUGGUAUUCAUGUAUUAUAUGGUGUACCAGACAUUAAUAUAACUAAUAGUCGAAUAUCUUAUAAUUAUGCUGAUGGUAUUAAUAUAACAGUAACAGGAGGUAAUCGUAAUAUAUCUAAAACAACAAUUUCAUCAAAUAAAGGGUAUGGUAUUGCUGUUUGGUUAAAUGAUAGUUUAUCAACUGAAUAUUUACAUUUUAAUCAAACAACAAUUGUUGAAUAUUCGGAAAUAUUUCGAAAUAAAGAUAUUGGUGUAUUUGUUGGUAAUUCAACAGGUAUAUCAUAUGUUAAUAUUAGUGGUAAUUGUUUUAAUAGUAGUUCAGAAACUGCUGUACAAGUUGAAUCAAGUUGGAAAUAUAAUAAUGGUAUUAUGAAUCUUCAAAUAGGACACAAUGUGUUUAUUGAAAAUUUUAAACUUUGUAUUAAAUUAACUCCAGCAUUAAAUAUAAAAGGUAAAAUUGAAUAUAAUCAAUUCAAUUAUAAUACUUAUGGUGGAUUAUUAAUACGUAAUCCACUAUAUGAAGAAUUUAAUAUAUUACCGAGUAAUAUAUUAAUUCAACAUAAUUAUUUUGAUGAUAAUCGAGGUGUAUUUGUUGUAAGUAUUGGAUUAUCACCUUACAGUGAUGUACAAAAAAUAAUAUUUACACGAAAUUAUUUAAGAAAUAAUAUUAUAAAAGAGCCUUUCGAUCAACAACAAAUAACACAAUUAAUUCCAAGAUCUCGUGUUGCAGCUGUAUUAGUUGUUUCUUCAGCAAAUGUUGAUAUUUAUCGUAAUAUUUUAAAUAAUUUAUAUUCAAAAUAUGAAAUAGGAUCGCAUUUAGAGGAUCAAAGUAAAAUAAUAAAUUGUACUUAUAAUUGGUUAAGUGAUAUAGAUGAAGAAAAAAUCCAAGAAAGAAUUUUUGAUCGUAAAGAUAGAUAUAAUUUAGCCAAAAUUGAAUAUUUACCAUAUUUAUUACAUAAUACUAAUCCAGCAACCAGUACAAUAAUAUCACAUUCAUCAUUUAUACCAAAAUUUGUUAAUCCUAAUACAAAUUUUGUUGGAGGUGAAGUUGAUGGAUUGGAAAUGUUAUCAGCUGGUGAAUAUAUUGUUGAACGUGAUAUAAAUGUACGACCAGGUGGUAAAUUAGUUUUAAAACCUGGAGUAACUUUAAAAUUUCCUCCAGCUGUUGGAAUGAUGAUAGCUGGUAAACUUGAAGCACGUGGUAAAGGUUUAAAUAAUAUUAUAAUGACAUUAAAAGAAGAAAUAAAUAUACUACAAUUUGAAGAAAUAAAUGAAACAAUUAGUAAUGAAAAUGACAACAACAAUAAUAAUAAUGAUUAUGAUGAUGCAACAACUAUGACUGAUGAAAGUAUUACUAUGAUGACUUUACCACCUGAUGAUUUGACUGGAGUACCAGUAAGAUUGUUGGGAGGUAAAACAAAUCAUGAAGGAAGAUUACAAGUUCGUAUUGAAGGAAAAUGGGGUACUGUUUGUAAUUAUGGUUGGACUAUAAGAGAUGCAGCACUUGUUUGUCAUCAAUUGGGUUUAAUUCUUGAUCCAGAUGAUUGGAACCUUGAAAGAUCAAAUAUACCUGACGCUGGAACAAAUCAAGAUAUAAUAAUAACAAAUGUUAAAUGUACUGAAUAUGAUAUUGAUAUAUCAAAUUGUAAAUUUGAAAAUUGGGAUAAUUUUGAAUAUUCGUGUACUCAUGAUAAUGAUGUUGGCGUUAAAUGUUUAGAGGCUGGUUGGGCUGGUGUACGUCUUAGUCCUUUAGCUGAUCGAAGUGAUUUACAAUUUAUAACAAUAGAACGAGCUGGUCUUUUAGAUUAUACAACAAAUUCAUUAAAACCAGCAUUACAAAUUGAUUUUUCUCGUCAUUCAUUAGAAGGAAUUAAAAUAUCAAAUAGUCUUCAAGAUGGUCUUGGUGUUAUUUAUUCAGAUAUAUUUUCAGCAGAUGCUGUAAAUACUAUUAAAAAUAGUUAUUUUUUAGAUAAUAAAGGAAGUGGAAUAAGUUUUAAACAAUUGGGAUUUAAAAUAUUAAAUUGUUUUAUUGAAAAUAAUAAAAUUUCAGGUAUUAGACAUAAUCCAUCAAUAUCUGCUGUUAAACAAAGAGAAUUUUCCGGAUGGUUUAUGCAAUCAUUUGAUUCAACAACUAAUAUUGAUAAUCCAUAUCAACCAAUAAUAAUACCAAAAACAAUUGAUAAUAUAGAUAUUGUAACUGGUGAAAUAAAAUAUAUUGUUACUGGUAAAAAAAUCGGAGAAAAUGUUCGACAUUUUAUUCAAAUAAGAUGUACACCUGGUUAUGUUAUUGGUAUACAAUUACUUAAUCCAAUUGAAAAUCUUAGUACAGAAAAAAUAAUAAUACAUGAUUCUCCACGAAUAAUUUCCACCACCACCAAAAAUAAUAUUAAUAAUAAUAAUAAUGUUUGGGAUGUUACAAAAGAUUUAUCAAUAUUUCCUGUAUCUUCCAGUUCAUUUACCGUUAUUCUUGAAUAUAUCAGCGGUUUAAAUGCACUUGGAGGUGGAGUAUUGGUUUUAACAACAUUACCAGCUCCUAUUCAAGAUAUACGUAAUCGUAUUGUUAAAGGACCAAUUCCAACAUUACUAAUAUCAAAAACUAAAAUUAAAAAUAAUAAACGAGGAUUAAUGGCAUCAUAUUAUAAUCGAUAUAUUGAUGAAUUAGGUGAUCAUUAUUUAAGAAAAUCUAAUGAAACAAUACGUUUUAUAAAUUGUGAAUUAUCUCAUAAUCAAGAGGAAGCUAUUUAUAUUAAUUCACCAUAUUGGAAUUAUUUAUCGUCAAAUAUUUCCGAAAUUACAAUUCAUAUAAAUAAUACAUUAAUAACAGAUAAUGGACGUGGUAUUGUACAAUUUAGUCGUGAUAUGAGAUAUUCAAAUAAUUUAUUUCAUUGGAUAAUGAAAGAUAAUACUAUUGAAAGAAAUAAAAAUGGUGGUUUAGAUAUAUCUUUACCAUAUGUAUGGCAAUAUAAUGAAAAUUUUACACACUCUUUGUAUUUUAUAAAUAAUACCUGGCAAAAUAAUAAUAUGUUUAGUUUUUUGAUUGAUGGUCAUUAUGCAACAUUAAAUAUAACUCGUAAUAUAUUUGAUAAUAAUAAUUGUAAAUAUGGUUUAAUUUCUAUUCGUGGAAUGGAAAAAAAAAUGAAAAUAGAUCAUAAUCGUAUUGAAAAUAAUAAUUGUAAUUAUAUGGUUGAAUUUAAAAUAGACAGUCAAUCGGAAAUUUUAGGUGAAAUUCCAGCUAAUUUUUACUAUAAUUCAAUUAAAUAUAAUAAUAAUAAUAAUAAUAACAAGAAAAAUCUACCUAGUUAUGUUGUUGGUUUUGAUGGUAUUCAAAAAGUUAAAAUAAAUAGAAAUUUAUUUGGUGAUAAUAAUAUUGAUUAUGAAUUAUUAGCUGGUAUUAAAACAGCUAAAAUAAAUAAUAAAAUAGAUGUUAGUGAAAAUUGGUGGGGAACAACAAAUGAUACUAAAAUAAAAUCAAUGAUUUUUGAUUUUGAUGAUUGGAAUAAUCAUGCUAUUGCUGAUUUUAAACCUUAUUUAACAAGUGAUUCAUUUGAUUCAUCAAUAUCCAUUUCUUGGGAAAUUAAAAAACCUAUUAAUUUAGAUAAUCUUGGUGGUCGUAUUACUGAUAAUAUUGAAUUAUAUGCAAGACCAGAACCUUAUAUUAUUAACUCUGAUAUAACAAUAAUGCCCCAAGCUGUUUUUAAUAUUUAUCCAGGUGUUACUAUGGAAUUUGCACCAAAUGUUGGUAUUUUAGUACUUGGAACACUUAAUGCUGUUGGAGUUAAAGAACAUGAAAUAAUAAUGAGACCAAUUAAAAAACAAAACAAUGAAUCAAAAGAUAUUGUUAAUAUAAAUCCAAUAACAACAACAACUAUACGUUUGUGCAAAGAUAGAAUAUGUUCAAGUUCAAGUAAUCAAGGUUUUAUUGAAUUUUUUAAUAGUACAACAUUACAGUGGAUACCUUUGUGUGAUAUAAAAUUUACUGAAAGAAAUGGGCAAGUUGCUUGUCAUCAAUUGGGUUAUGAUCCAAUAAAUACUUAUGUUAAUCAUUAUCGUCGUUAUGAAUUUCAUCCAGGAUCUUUAACACGUAUUUGGUCAUGGCCAGAGCCAAUACAGUGUAUUGGUAAUGAAAAAAAUCUUGAAGAAUGUAAAUUAAGAUUAAAUGAUGAUAAAUUAUUUGGUAAUAAAUAUAAUUGCCCUUGGGAUGGUAAAUUUGUAUUUAUUCAUUGUGGUAAACGUAAUCUUGAUAUUAAAUAUGAUAAUUAUUGGGGUGGAAUACGUAUUGCUAAUAGUGAAUUUGAAAAUUAUCUUUAUGAGCAUCGUUUUCAUGAUAUUGAAACUCAUGAAACAGUACGUCGUGUUGAAUCAAUAUUAAAAUAUAUAAAUAUUACUGGAGCUGGAAUACUUCAUAAUGAAAAAUCACCAGCAAUCCAAGCUAUUAUGAAAAGUCCAAUAAUAUCUCAUGUUACUAUUGAACAAAGUGCUUAUCAUGGAAUAAAUAUAAUAUCACCAAGUCAUAAUAUUGAAUUAUUAUUUAAUAUUGUUAAUGAUAGUUUAGGUAAUGGUAUAAAUAUUGCAUCACUUACUGGUGAAGGUAGAGAAGCUGAAGAAAGUUCAUUUACACCAUUAAAAAAUUUAAAUAUACCAUAUAAUUUAUUUAGUAUGAUUGAUAUAUGUGAUACAAUGAAAGAAAUUGAAAUUGAAGAACGAGUUAUUAUAUAUUAUAAAUAUGAUAAUAAUCCAGUAAAUUGUGUUAAAAUAUUUAAAAGUUCAUUUCGUGCUAAACCAUUUGGUUUUAGAUUAUUACAAUUUAAUAUCUUUAAUUCAACUGAUGAUGAUAAUAAUAAAAAUAAUUUAGAUACAAUAACUCUUUAUGAUGGUGAUAUUUAUAAUAUAACAGCACGUAAAAUAAUUGAUCUUGAAUUUAACAGUAAAAAUGAAAAUAAAUUAUUUACAACUCAAGGACCAAGUUUAAGUAUUAAAUUAUUUGCAAAUGGUGCUAGUGGUAUUUAUGGUUUUAUUGCUGAAAUUUUAACAUUACCAAUAUCAGCAAUUGGUUUUAAUCGUGAUGUACAACAUAAUAUAUCAUAUUCAGUAUUAUCAAAUUGUAUUUAUGGAGCUAUUAAAUAUACAAGUGCUGGUGAAGUUAAUGCAAUAAUGACUAUUGAACGUAAUCAAAUUAUAAAUAAUUGUCAAAAAUAUUAUGGUAAUUUUACAACUUGUGAUGCUGCAAUAACAAUUGAUAUACAAAAUACUCAAUCAUUGUAUUUUAGAAAUAAUUUAAUUCGUAAUAAUAAAGCUGGAGGAUUAUUUAUUCGUUCAGAUUCACGUGGAUCAGCAACAUCAUUAAAAGGAUGGAUAAAUAAUAAUCUUUUUGCUGAAAAUUUAAACAAACCGGCAUUAUAUGUUGAGGGUCGUAAAAGUAGCCCUUAUCAAGAAAUAACAAUAUAUAGAAAUUAUUUUAUUAAAAAUUAUGCACAAUACGAUAACAAUAUUCUACUUAAACAAGUUGUCAGUAAUAUGUCAUAUAAUUAUUUACAUGCUAAUCUUGGUCUACAUUUAUUGGUAAUAUCGGGUUUUGAACGUGUUCGGCUUCCAAUUUAUCAAAGUACAACUCACAAUGGUUUUUACAAAAAUUAUGCUAUUGAUAGAAAUGGACGUAGUACUGUAAUUGCUGGUACACCAGGACAACAAUACGUUGAUAAUGUUUUUUUUAAUCCUGACAAUGAUUAUGAAAUGCAAACUAUCAACAGAUCAACAGUAAUCAACAUGAAAUCAUUUGAUAACCAUUUGGAAAUGAUGAGAUCAUAUAUUGAUGCAAAAUUUAAUUGGUGGGGUUAUAAUGAAUCAAUAGCUGUAGCUGGAAGAAUAAGAGACCGUAGUGAUUCACCAGAAUUACUUGUUGUUAAAUAUAAUCCAUAUCAUACUAGUAAUAAAUCAGUAUUAAGUGGUAAAUGUCCACCAGGUUGGGAUCUUGUUGGUGAUACUUGUUAUAUUUAUAUUGGUGCUCCAAUGGAUUUUUACAGUGCACGUGAAUUUUGUAGAAUAGCAAAUGCAUCAAUGCCUUUUAUAAUGGGUGAUUAUUUAAAAUUAUGGAAAUUUUUACGACGACAACAAGAAAGAUUUGAAUAUUCAGAUAGAGUAUGGAUACAACAAUUAGAACGUGUAGAUCAAUGUACAACAUUUACAUAUCAAACUAUUGAAAUAGAUCAUUGUAGUCAACCAAGUCCAUUUAUUUGUGAAAUAGAUCCAAAAGUAUAUAUUGAUCCUUUAUCAUGGAGAAAAGAUAUUGUUGCUAUAAGUGUUCUUGGUGCAAUGGGAGCAGCUAUUGCUCUUUUAGCAUUUGCUAUUGGAUUUUGGAUAUCUAAAUCUAAAAAACGUAAAAUAGAAAGACUUGAACGACGAAAUUCAAUUCGUCAAUCAUUACAUUCACUUAGAUCUGUUGGUUCAACAUCUGGUUUUACUGAAUUAGCAUAUAGAAGAAAACCUAUUUCAACAAAAUCAACAGAUACAUUAACAUCACGAUCUUUAGAUUAUAAAAAAAUGUUAAAUACCGGUGGAAGUAUUGAUUCAAUGGAUAAAUCACAAUUAAAUUCAUCAAUUGAAGAUAAUCACAGUUAUGAUGUUUAUGAAGCUCAUAAUCCACGUUAUUCACCAAGUACCAGUGAUUUUAAAGAUAUAUCAAUAAAUAAAUAUCAAAAUAUUCAAUCACCACCACUACCACCACCACCACUACCAUCAUCAUCAUCAAUGCAUAUUGAUAAUAAUAAUUCAGUAUUUGAUUUAGCUUAUCGAAAUGAUGGUUUUCGUAAUCAUUCAACAUUUACAUCACGAACAAAUAGUAAUUGGCCCUCUAUAAACAAUUGUCAAAUUAUUUCUCAUAAUAAUAAUAAUAACAACAACAAUGAUACUAAUGAAGAUGAUAUACCAAUAACUCCUUUAUCUCAUCAUCAGUCUGAUUAUAUGAAUACUAGUAAUAUUAAUAAUAAUAAUACAUCAACACUGCCAUUGAAUUCAAGUUUAACAACAUCAGAUUCAAUAAGUGAAUUAAAACGUGAUAUUGAAUCAACUCCAGUAUAUAAUUCACCAAAUGAAUUUCAACGUUAUAAUCAACAACCAUUGGAAUAUAUUAAUAAUGAUGAUUCACCGACAACACCUAUUUCAGAACCUGUUCCAGUAUAUUUUUCUCCUGUAACACCACCCCAAACAUAUUAUUACGAUCAACGACCAAAAAGCAGUACACUACUUGAAACAAAUCUUGAUAGUGGUGACGAAAAACCAUUACGCUCUAAAAGUGAGGCUCUUUUGGAAACAAAUUUUGAUCAUUUUCUACCGUCUAAUGAACCAACUGAACUCUGUCAAUUGUCUGCUGAGUCUAGAAGUAAAAGUCAACCGUUGGAAACGGCCAUGUAAAAUAUAUAUAUAUACAUAUAUAUAUCAUCAAGUACAAAAAUUUUAUUAAAUUAUUAUUAUUAUUGAUAACUAAUGCUCUUUAAUUUUUCAUUUUUUCACUACUACUACCAUCAUCAUCAUCAUCAUCAUCAUCAUUAUUAUUAUUAAAUUUAAUUAUAUCAAUAAAUUUAUAAUUUUUUUUAUUUUACGUAUGCAUGUAUAUUAUGAGUAUUUUUUAUUCCAUUUUUUAAUUUAAAUAAGUAAAUAAUAGUCUUCAUAUUAUAAAUAACUUGAAAUAGAUAAUUAAUUGAAUGAAUAUGUAAAUUAAUGAGAGGAUUUAUUUUAUAUACUGCCAAACGUUUUUGUUAAUCUAAGAAAAAAUGUUUAGAUAUAUAUGUAAACUCGUAUUAUAUACGAGUAUAAUAAGGUCAUUAAAUUGUUUUUAUACAAAUAUAUUUAUAUACAAAUUAAUAUUUCGUAAUUAUAUAGGUAGUAUAUUUUUUUUUUUUAUUUAUGUAUAGUCGUCAUACUAUACAGACUGCAAGUAUUAAUAUAAGUUGUGUAUUUAAUCCGUCCAUUUUUUAUCACAAGAAAAAAAAAUUAACAUUAAGCUUAAUCACUUAUAAUUGUAUAAUAUAUAUAAGUAUACUCCAUUUUUAUUGUAAUUA